AUGGGCAUCCCUGUUCCGCAGCCCCAAGGCGGCGUCAAUGCUGCCUACAGAGGGCCUGUACAGCCAAAUGGCGCUCCUGUGCGAGCAGGCCCCGGUCCUCAACCCAACCCGCAAAUGUACCAGCAACCGCCACCACCAGGAGCACAGCAACAGCGUGGGCCGCCUCCGCCGCAAGGCUACCGAGGCCCUCCUCCAGCAGGCCAACCCAUGCCAAUGCCGCAACACGGAUACGCACCACCCCCUCAGCAACAGCGUGGCCCAGGACCUGUGCCAGCAGCAUCCAACGGUCGUCGCUUCUAG
Messenger RNA from Sporisorium graminicola, 300 nucleotides. RefSeq lists its product as uncharacterized. The coding region runs from base 1 to 300 and encodes 99 amino acids. The transcript has a single exon. NCBI's taxonomy places the organism in Eukaryota, Fungi, Basidiomycota, Ustilaginomycetes, Ustilaginales, Ustilaginaceae. The record is from RefSeq and is a predicted model, not a curated record.